GAGGCGCAUGGGCAUUCCCGUCCACCCCAAGGGCGGUAGGUCCCCCAGGCCUUUUCCAUGGCAACUGUCAUUCAAGCGGUCUCCACGGUGACCGCGUGGCUGGGUGUGGCGGGGCUGGUGCUCCGGCGGGGGCGGGGGCUGUUGCGGGCGCCCCCCCUCCCCGGCUCCAAGCCUAGAGGAACCAGGAGUUUCGGUGUGCGAGCAGCUGCCAUGGCGCCCGUCAAGGUUGGAGACAAGCUGCCCAGUGUGGAGGUGUACGAGGGGGACCCUGGCACCAAGGUGGAUGUGGCUGCACUCUUCAAGGGCAAGAAGGGGAUUCUCUUCGGAGUGCCUGGUGCCUUCACCCCUGGCUGCUCCAAGACCCACUUGCCGGGCUAUGUGGAACAGGCUGGGGCGCUGAAGGCCAAGGGAGUGGAGCUGAUUGCCUGCCUGGCCGUGAACGAUGUCUUCGUCAUGAGCGAAUGGGGCAAGGCCCAUGGGGCCCAGGGCAAGGUGCGGAUGCUGGCUGACCCCACCGGAGCCUUUGGAAAGGCUACGGAAUUGCUGCUGGACAAGGAGACCCUGCGUGACCUCUUUGGGACCAACCGCUGCAAAAGGUUCUCCAUGGUGCUGGAGAAUGGUGUGGUGAAGGCUCUCAACGUGGAGGAGGAUGGAACAGGGCUGACCUGCAGCCUGGCCAACAACAUCCUCUCUCAGCUCUGAGCACCAGGAUGCCAGGGUCCCUCCUGCUGCUGCUCCCUCCCCCACCCUAGCACCAGGAGCGGGGCAGCACGCCGUCCUUUCCAUGCAUGAUAUGAUGGUCUCCCCCUGGGGGAGGGCCGGGGGGUGGGGGCACAGUAAUGCUGCUGCUGUUGCUCCUGCUGUCAUGGGUUUGGCCUCUAGAGGGCACUCAUGCUCUGAUAGUGGUGUACUGCCCCGCCACACUGUGUAUCAAUGGGAAUAAACGGCUCUUGCCA
Molecule: messenger RNA, 956 nt
Organism: Gopherus flavomarginatus (Mexican gopher tortoise)
Lineage: Eukaryota; Metazoa; Chordata; Testudines; Testudinidae
Gene: PRDX5
Product: peroxiredoxin 5
Exons: 6
Coding region: 58-702 (214 amino acids)
Biological process (GO): cell redox homeostasis; cellular response to oxidative stress; hydrogen peroxide catabolic process
Cellular component (GO): mitochondrion; peroxisome; cytoplasm
Molecular function (GO): thioredoxin peroxidase activity
Source: RefSeq, a predicted model, not a curated record